AUAACACCUAUACUGCGUCAGUAUACUUUGGACGAUUUAAACGUAUUGUUCAUGCUUGAAAAAAAAACUCCCAGUGAAAAACUGAAUGCUUGCUCAAUCUGUAUUUCACAGUGGAGAUGUUCAAUGGCGAUAUAGACGAAAAUUUCAACAAACCCAAAGAAAACAAUUCCUGUCAAUCAGUAGAAGAAAAUUCCCAUAAUGACUUCAAGAAACUGUUUAAAGAUUUUGCAUCUGACACGAGCUCUCACGGGAUUGCAAAGGCAACUUUGUCAAGUGGCCAUUUGCGUCGAUUUGUUUGGUUUUUGAUCUGUGCAACUUGCUACAGUUUUACUAUCUAUAUGUCCUCAAUCUUGAUUAACACGUAUAUGGAUAAACCAACUAAAACUAAAGUGGAUAUUCUUUAUGAAAAGAAAAUCCAUUUUCCUGCAGUGACAGUUUGCAACCUCAACCCAUUUCGAAAAUCACGAAUCAUGAAUAUGUCAGCAUUGAAAGAGAUUGUUGCGCAUUUCGGCGACGACCGUUAUAAUAAAACGGUCAAUUCAAGUCUCAAGCACAUUAUCGAAAGACAGGUCAAAGCGUAUGAGAAAAUGUUUGCUGAUAAUAUAGAAAAAGGAAGGGAUAUCAGUGUUAAUAAAUAUAUGAUUCUUGAAGACUUAUUUGCCAUGGCUGCUUCGAAGCAUGACGAAGAAAAUCUCAAAAAAGUUGGUCAUCAAUUCCAUAAUUUCAUUAUGUCUUGUAGGUGGGGCAUAUUUGAUUGCAAUAGUGGUGCUUUUAAAGAAUAUUGGGUGCAAACAUGGAACUGGAGAUAUGGUAACUGUUUUACAUUCAAUUUUGGAAUUAACCAAACUGGCCACGAUAUGGGCAUACAAGAAACACGCAUACCUGGGCCGUCCAAUGGCCUUACUCUUGAGUUAAAUAUCGAACAGCAUGAGUACUUGGACGCAUUGAUUGACGAAGCUGGGGCAAUCAUCACAAUUCACAAUGCAAAACAAUUACCAUUUCCUUAUUAUGAGGGAAUCACUGUUCCUCCAGGAUUUUCUUCCUCACUGGCCAUCAGAAUGGAGACUAUGACUAGAGUGGAUCCAUUCAAGAAUGGCAGCUGCAAUUCAUCACCUUUCCUUGCUAAGAACAAUAUUUACAGAAAUUAUUUAAGUGGCUCGGUUAAAACGUAUUCCGUGAAGGCGUGUAUGCAAUCGUGCUUGGCAAACGCCCAACUUAAACGUUGUAAUUGCAGUGCAGCAAAGUAUGCUAUUCAUGUUAAAAAGAUUUGCAAACCAGAGGAAAUGCGUUGUAUCAAUGAAGUCAGCACUAUGUUCAAAUACAGUAGACUGGGAUGCUCCAAGAAAUGUCCCCAACCGUGCCUACAAAACAGUUUCCUUCACACAUUAAUGACGUCUACAUUGACAUCAAAAGCGAGGGAGAAAAGGAAAAGAAAAGAAAUUGGCAACAGCACAGAGACAGAGUUUGAUUUUGACAAGGACUUCGUACGGGUCAAAAUUUUUUACAACGAGUUAAAUCAUAAAGCAGUUGUCCAAUCCACAUAUUACGAUCUGGCGUCCCUCUUUGGUGACAUUGGCGGACUAAUGGGGCUCUGUGUUGGAGUUUCAGUUAUAUCUAUCGCAGAGUUUGGUGAACUACUGAUCUCGCUUUGUAUUUUGGGAGCAGGAAAAGCAAGAAAGAAAAAAAGGCCCAAAACGUUUUCUUGAAUUAAAAUUAUCACAGAGUUCAGAAGAUACAGGGACGCUCAUUUUGCUAGGUGAGCUUAGCUACAAUCUUGGACAAAACCAGUUGAAACUCUGCCAAUUAUUCCCCAAGUAUUUCAUUGUGUCGUGUAAUUUGAGAUAUACGCCGUAUUUCUGCGCCUGCAUCCCCCUUCCCCAUGCACUCUUGUGCAAAGCUCACGUCGACACAACGUAACAUUGAUUUAGGGAGACAACAUUUCAGCGUUGGACAUAAAAUCGGGAUUAAUUCAUCCAUUAGAAUGGGUUUUGUCCCAGAUUGUAGUAUUUGUAGAUCAUUUCGGUAGCAACGACCUAUAUAGGCGGGGCCCAGGUUAACUUAUUAAAUAUUAUAAAAUGGGGAUAUUAUACUAGGGGAAUUAAAUUUUAGGCAUAUUUGCACCUCAUUCGAACUUAUAGCUUAUUUCCGCCAAGCAUGCAAACAUCUUUAGAGAUUAAAAUAACACAUGCAUCACUAUGUAUACAUAAAUUAGUAAAUAUCGUAUUGUGU
This is a messenger RNA of Dendronephthya gigantea, 2229 nucleotides long. RefSeq names its product degenerin-like protein unc-105. Gene Ontology annotation, molecular function: ligand-gated sodium channel activity. Gene Ontology annotation, cellular component: membrane. Lineage: Eukaryota; Metazoa; Cnidaria; Anthozoa; Malacalcyonacea; Nephtheidae. The record is from RefSeq and is a predicted model, not a curated record. The coding region runs from base 117 to 1706 and encodes 529 amino acids. Gene Ontology annotation, biological process: sodium ion transmembrane transport. The transcript has 12 exons.